AGCGGUGCGGGUCCUCGCAGUGUGGUCGAGAGAUGGAUGCGAGCAGGACGGGACGGGGCAAUACUAAGAGCAAAGCCACAAUUCCGAUACAGCACGAACAGUUAUAAUUUCCUCGUCGUCCGCAGCGGUGGAGAAGGAGGAGGAGAGCGGGAUGGAUUGUCAUUAAAUGCCGCUGUUUUUAAAAACAACGCCGCUGGCUUCUGUGAACUCCAGCUGGGCUCUACCUUCUUCAUGGAGGAGGGUCUCAAGCCCGUUUAAAUUAUCCCCUGUCAGGUGUAUAUGAGCCGCCGAGAUCAUCCACACUGCUCCUAUGGAUCGGUUCAAUGGAUUCCUUCAAAUCCUCAUUUAAUAAUAACUCAAGCGCCACUGGCUCUGCUUCCCAGUCAGCCAAGGCCGACAGCGCGGCGGCGGCGGUGGUCGGCUGCCAGCGGAGCCCCUCCAUCGCCGCUGCAGCCCCGUCGCCAGCCUCAGCCCCUGCGGUCUCUGGAUACUGGACGGCCGUCUUUGACUACGAUGCCAGCGCGGAGGACGAGCUCAGCCUGCGGAAGGGGGAUUGGGUGGAGGUCCUGUCCAAGGACUCGUUGGUCUCCGGGGACGAAGGCUGGUGGACAGGAAAGAUCGAGGAGAGGGUCGGCAUCUUCCCUAGCAACUACGUGAGCAGCGGGCAGGGCAUCUCUGACCAGCUGAGGGGCAAGGCGGCGGACGAGUAUGCGGGGUGCCCCGCACUGCCCUUACACCUGCUGGAGAUUGACUUUGCUGAGCUGACCCUGGAGGAGAUCAUUGGGGUGGGUGGGUUUGGGAAGGUGUACCGGGCGCUGUGGCGGGGGGAGGAGGUGGCAGUGAAGGCUGCGCGGCGGGACCCCGACGAGGAGGUGGGUCAGACUCUGGAGAACGUGCGGCAGGAGGCCAAGCUGUUUGCCAUGCUGCGGCACCCCAACAUCAUGGCGCUGUGCGGGGUGUGCCUGCUGGAGCCCAACCUCUGCCUGGUCAUAGAGUUUGCCCGCGGGGGCUCCCUGAACCGCGUGCUGUCCGGCAAGAGGAUCCCUCCCCACACGCUGGUGGACUGGGCCGUGCAGAUUGCCAGGGGCAUGCACUACCUGCACUGCCAGGCCAUAGUGCCCAUCAUACAUAGAGACCUCAAGUCCAGCAACAUCCUGAUUCUGGAGAAGGUAGAGAACGAGGACCUGGGGAACAAGACCCUGAAGAUCACGGAUUUUGGGCUGGCACGGGAGUGGCACAAGACCACCAAGAUGAGCGCGGCGGGCACCUACGCUUGGAUGGCACCUGAGGUCAUCCGCUCCUCCACAUUCUCCAAGGGCAGCGACGUGUGGAGUUACGGAGUGCUGCUGUGGGAGCUCCUCACUGGCGAGGUGCCCUUCCGCGGGAUCGAUGGACUGGCCGUGGCGUACGGCGUGGCCAUGAACAAGCUGGCUCUGCCCAUCCCCUCCACCUGCCCAGAGCCCUUCGCCAGGCUCAUGGAGGACUGCUGGAACGCAGACCCCCAUGCCCGGCCCUCCUUCACCAGUAUCCGGGACCAGCUGACUGCCAUCGAGGAGUCAGGCUUCUUUGAGAUGCCCUCCGAGUCCUUCCACUCCCUGCAGGACGACUGGAAGCUGGAGGUGGAGGAGAUGUUUGAGCAGCUGCGAGCCAAAGAGAAGGAGCUGCAUUCUUGGGAGGAGGAGCUGAGCCGAGCUGCACUGCAGCAGAAGAACCAGGAGGAGGCGCUGCGCAGGCGCGAGCAGGAGCUGGCUGAGAGAGAGAUUGAUAUCCUGGAGAGGGAGCUGAAUAUCAUCAUCCACCAGCUGUACCAGGAGAAGCCUCGCGUGGAGAGCCGCAAGGGCAAGUUCCGCCGCAGCCGGCUUAAACUGAGGGACGGGAACAACCGGAUCAGCCUGCCCUCGGAUUUCCAGCACAAGAUCACAGUGCAGGCCUCCCCGACGCUGGACCGCAGGAAAAGUCUGAUGAGCAGCAGCUCUAGCCCCCCUGCCAGCCCCACCAUCAUCCCCCGACUGAGAGCCAUCCAGCUGACCCCCGGAGACAGUAACCAGGGCUGGGGGCGCAAUGCUGCCUUCCAGCCGGAUGGAGACGAGGAAGAGAGGAAGGGCCACAGGAGGAAGGGCCGAACCUGGGGGCUGCAAUGCGGGGAGGAGAGUGUGAAGGUGCUGGGCGAUGGGAACAAGCAGCGGUCCUGCAGCGCCCCCAGCCUGGCCCGGGCCCCCCGGGGCAGCCCUGCGGUGCCAGGGGUCCCCAGCCUCAUGGAGAUGGAGGAUGAAGAAGACUGUUUCAUCAAGGAGGUGGAAAACACGACCCCGCCCACAACCCACCCCAGCCACACCUACCUCUGCAUCCCCUUCCAUCGGGGGGAGGGGGAGGGGCCUGUCACUGAGGGCAGCGGGGAGUACAGCCCUCCUGUCUCCGCCCCCGACACUCCCACCACCAUCACCACCAGCAGCAGUGUGAAGCGAAGCCCUUCCAUGGCCAGCAGGUCUGAGCUGGUACUGCUGGGCUGUGGGGCUGUGUUGGCUGCCGUAGGGCUGGGCCUGGACCUGCUGGGGGUCAGCAGGCAGGGGGAGCGGCAGACCAAGAGGGAGGGCUUCUUCCACCGCCGCAGCGCCAGCUCCCCCUCUCGCAAGCUGUUCCCCAAGGAGAGUUCCCUCCCCCCAGCCGCUCUCCCCUCCUCCCUGUCCUCUCUCUCGGACUGUAACUCCAUGCGCUCCCUGCUGCACUCUGACAGCGAGGAGCUGCUGGCCUACCGCCUUCCAGGGGCACUGGCGAACCCUCUGGUCAACACCCACCUGGAGAGCUUCAAACGGCACCCGCGCCAGUCCCUGACCCCCACUCACCUCCCCGCCCCCAGCGCACCACGCCAGCCCCUGCGCAGGACCCCCUCCGACGGGGCCAUCAAGAGGGGCACUGCAGAGGGGGCCCGUGCCGGGACAGCCAGCAGCCCAAGGCGUGACGACACGCCGGUCCCCCGUCUCCCGGACCCCAAUCUGGUGUUCCCCCCGACCCCUCGGCGCCGCUGCCCCGCCUCUCUGCAGGACCCCACCCCCGAGCGUCCCAAGACCCUGGACUUCCUGUCACGGCCCCGGCCCACCGCCCGGCCUCGCCUGGACCCCUGGGGGCGCUGCGACUCCCCGGCACACAGCUCCAGCACCGGCACCCCCCCCACCCUGGACUCAAGUGGGGGCAGUGGGGGGAGCGCGCCCGAGGAGAGGCCUGGGCUGCUUGACCAGGACGUGGAGGGGCAGAGCCGCGACCCCACCCUCCCCCUCUGCAGCGCGUACAGCUGGGCCCCCUACCGCCUCAAACACAACUUCUGGUCCUAGCGUGCCUGCCACCCCUCCACCACACCAACAGCAGAGCCCACACAUGCUGGCAAGGCACUUUACUGUUGGGAUUUUAGUAUUAUUAUUUAUUCAUAUUUAUUAUUGCUUUUUAAGUGCUGCCAAAUUGAAAACCCAACCAUUCCCAAAUCUUCCUCCCAACAUUGAUUUGCUUUUUGUGCGGUUUGCAAUCAUUCUGAGUGGUUCUUAUUGCAAUUCAUAAUAUAUUGUUUUAUUCAUUUUCCUUUUUGUGUGUUAAGGUACUUUGACUUUGAGUUGAGGAACUGCUCUUCAGUUCGAAUUGCCUGCCAUAGACAUAAUGUAACCCAGGCUAUACAAAGUGUCUUGAAUCAGUAAGAGCUCAGGUAUGUAUUCUCAGCAAUACAAAAGAAAACUCAAUUGAAAAUGGCAGAUCACUAAAUGGCGCUAUCCCCUCUUUCGGCUGUUCUGUCCUGGGUUACACAUAUCUAUGGCAGGCAGCUGCAACCGAAAAGCAGUUCCUAAACUCAGGUCCAGUUUGAGUCAUUGCAAUAAAAAACUCACCGAACGCUUGUAAACAUUACGAAAGGAUAUUCUGAAGCUUCUUGCUUGUAACCAAGGUUGAUCCAAUUCCAAUCGGAAGCAUCCUAUAAGGACUCUCUUCCUCAGCAUGGUCAGAUCAGAACUCUUUGAAGACUGCUGGUUUGUGGUGGUGGGGCAUUCAUUAACAGUGUUACCCUUACUACUCAGACCGCUUGCUCACUCAAUAUCUUUGUAUCCCUGCAUAGAUGAUUGUCCUUCAAACAGAAGAUUUUAACAAGCAAGCUGUCCCGCCAGUGCAGUGGCACCCUAGGUCCAUUUAGAAUGACUGUCUGGUGGGAUAUUUUGUUCCAAAAUGUUUUUCCUGCAGCGACUGGUAUCAUGUUGAAUGUUGUGUACAUUUAGACCGUAUGGUCUGGCCAGCUCUUCUUCUGAGAUUAACUGUGUAUUGGGAUGGAGGGACCAGCAGAUAGAUGGACUGGAAACCGCUAUGCAAAGCCAGAGGAGGAUAUCAUUGCCCCUCUCCAUUCCUGGCUGCAGUCCAGCUUUAACUGCAUAGCAACCCAAUUGUCCAGAUCAGACCUGUAUUGCUCCAGUGCACUCCCCUGCAUUCUCCAGAUCAGACCCCUCUGCCGUGCAUCUCCCGCUGAAAUGGAACUGCCAAGCAGGGCUGGGACCAGCAUGAAUGUAGCAAGCCAGCUGAAUGUCUAACUGUCCUGUAAUCUUACUGCUGGUUGUGCGUCACUUUCUCUGUGUCAGUUUGCUCCACUUGCCUCCCACGGGGAACUCAAAGUGGGCAUGUUCUGGCCAUUCAUCUGCUGUGAGUAGCCAGGCAGCGACCAGCUUCAGGCUCCAUUCUCCCACCCUGUGUUUCUAAUUAAAUAUUGUUACGGAGUAACUUUUUUUGUGGGUAAGAAUUAGCACAGUUAGCUAAGGCAUUCAUGUUUUGAGAAUCAUACUGUAUCAUGUUCUGUUUCAAUCAUCACGUCCUGGUGUCUUUCCAAAACUCAGCAGUUUAAAAGAGAUCUCAAUCAUAUCUUCUUGCUACAUACAGCAGAAACCCCAGAGUGUAACCAAUAAGCUGUCCCCCUGCAACACCCUGCAGUCUAGUGGAUUUAUGAAAUCCUGUGUUUGUUCUUUGUGGUAUUUCACAGUGAUGUACAGUACUUCUUCCACUCAGCGGGGGCAGUGUUGUUAGAGGAGAGGUUGGUUGUUACACUCUGGUGUACCAGAUGUACUUGAAGGUUAGAAAUGAUUCUGAAGGGCUCCCGAGUGACACACCCUUUAGUCUGGACGUCACCGGUUUGAGUCCAGGCUAUUCCACAGCCGACCGGGGACCAGUGUGUCCUUGGCUUACCGCGCACCAGUGACCCCUGUGGUCUGGCCAAGCGCCUGCAGACGUGCCUGUAAG
Messenger RNA from Polyodon spathula (Mississippi paddlefish), 5256 nucleotides. It is a transcript of the gene map3k9, whose product is annotated as mitogen-activated protein kinase kinase kinase 9. The transcript is spliced from 11 exons. Gene Ontology annotation, biological process: protein phosphorylation. Bases 324 to 3329 code for a protein of 1001 amino acids. The record is from RefSeq and is a predicted model, not a curated record. Gene Ontology annotation, molecular function: ATP binding; JUN kinase kinase kinase activity; protein binding. NCBI's taxonomy places the organism in Eukaryota, Metazoa, Chordata, Actinopteri, Acipenseriformes, Polyodontidae.